This is a messenger RNA of Mobula hypostoma (lesser devil ray), 10221 nucleotides long. RefSeq names its product phospholipid scramblase 2-like. Gene Ontology annotation, molecular function: phospholipid scramblase activity. Gene Ontology annotation, cellular component: plasma membrane. The record is from RefSeq and is a predicted model, not a curated record. The coding region runs from base 16 to 1221 and encodes 401 amino acids. The transcript is spliced from 8 exons. Gene Ontology annotation, biological process: plasma membrane phospholipid scrambling. Lineage: Eukaryota; Metazoa; Chordata; Chondrichthyes; Myliobatiformes; Myliobatidae.
UCCCGCGGAUGACGGAUGUUUACCCGCAGGGUGCGCUCGGACGGUCCCUACCCCCGGGAGGGAGGAGACACCGAGGGGGAGGUCUCUCUCCCUCCGCCCUCCGCCCUCCGAUCCUCCCGGCCUCCCGAGCGAGGAGGAAGUCAGAGAACAAAAGAGGAGCGAGCAGCGGAGGGAGAGGCCGGCGGAGGGGCAGCGAUAGCCCCAGAGUGUUUCCGGCCCUCCCGGAGCCUCAAGACGCUGACGAAGGCUUCCCUCACCGCUCUGAUGUCGGCUGCAGGUUAUCCAACGGGACCUUCGCCCUACCCUGUGGGGCAACCCACAGGGUACCCAGUGCCACCGUAUGGUUACCCGCAGCCCGGGUACCCCCCCCAGGAUCCCAACCAGCCUCCCCCUCCCGGCUUCCAUCCUUACCCUUCUCCCCCGCCAGGCACAAUGCCCUACCAUGGUGGCCCGCCAAUACAGAGUCCGCCAGCGGGCGCACACCACAGGCAUCACGAAGAGGACCCCGGCAUCGUCCAGGCCCCCCUGAUGGGCAGCACCAACUGUCCGCCUGGACUGGAGUACCUGACACAGAUUGACCAAGUCCUUAUUCAUCAGAAGGUGGAGCUGGUGGAAGCUCUCGUGAGCUUUGAGACCAAGAACAAGUACGUGGUCAAGAACAGCCUGGGCCAGAAGAUCUACAGUGCCAAGGAGAAGAGCAAUUGCUGCACACGCAACUGCUGUGGCUCCCUGCGAUAUUUCCACAUGAAGCUAAUGGACAACAACGACAGAGAGGUCAUCCACCUCGUCCGGCCCUUCAAGUGUGCCAGCUGCUGGUUCCCCUGCUGCCUCCAAGAGCUGGAGGUCCAGUCGCCCCCGGGGACCACCAUCGGCUACGUGAAGCAAACCUGGCACCCGUUCCUGCCCAAAUUCUCCAUCCAGAAUGUGGAGAGGGCGACGGUCCUACGAGUGGUUGGUCCCUGCUUCACCUGUAACUGCUGUGGGGACGUCGCCUUCGAGGUAAAGCCUCCCAAUGAAUCUCGGAAUAUUGGCCGGAUCAGUAAGCAGUGGAGUGGCAUAUUGAAGGAGGCUCUGACGGACACGGAUAAUUUCGGCGUGCAGUUCCCCAUGGACCUGGACGUGAAGAUGAAGGCCACGCUCCUGGGAGCCUGCUUCCUCAUCGAUUUCAUGUUCUUUGAGCGAGGACAGAGCAGCAAACAGCGGGCCGGAGUGUUUCAGUAAGCUCCGCUCUGCCGUGUGGACCCACACAGAAGGCCGGGAGGAGUGUGUCCUUCUGCAGAGAUCCUCACUUGGACUGGAGGCGAUGGAAGGCAGCACGCCGUCACCAGCCUACAGUUCAGAACAGUUUACACAAAAGCCAGGCGCGAUCCUGUUGUGGGCCGGGAUCGUUCUUGUCUUUCGGAGGGAGGGUAGCGGGAGAGCGCUGCGGGGUAUCUAACCAUUCAGCUGCUGAUAUGGAACUGGCUUAGCCAAGGCCACCUCCCUCAGCCACUCUGGUUACUGCCACUGCCCCCCUCGUGACCGCCUCCCACCCCCAAAUAUUAAUCGCUAAACCUCCAUGUGUGAUUGUCAUUCCCAGAGGAGGACCCUUCUCCCCAUCAGAUCCCAAGGGGCAGAACUGGAGACGCUUCCACCAGCGGGAGAAGCUCGAACGAGGGGACAGUGUUACAGGAAUAAGACCAUAAGAUAUAGGGUCAGAAUUAGGCCAUUUGGUCCAUCGAGUCUGCUCCACCAUUUCAUCAUGGCUGAUCCAAUUUCCCUCUUAGCCCCAAUCUCCUGCCUUCUCCCCACAUCGCUUCAUGCUCUAGCCAAUCAAGAAUUUACCAACCUCUGCCUUAAAUAUACAUAAAAACUCAGCCUCCACGGCUGCCUGGAGGAGGUUGUCAUCAUUUUAUACUGAAGUUCGGAACCCUGCUGGCAGGGGGGUGGGGAAUGACCAAAUAAUCAGGGGAUCGAAGCAGUGGGGUUCUGGGGCCAAGGAAGAGACGUGGACUGGGCACGGUACAGCAGCAACAAUAUUGCUGUGUGUCAGGGCAGGUUAGAAGGGCUGAGUGGCCUGCUGCAAUGUUCCCGCGCUCCCUCCCCUCCUCUGCGGACUGGUAGGGACCGCACUAACCUUCGGCCUGAAGUUUACGAUCACCCACUCCGCAGGCGGUGAUGCAGGACUCAAGGGUGCAGGGCCAAGUACAGGAAGGGAGGGUGGGGAAAUGAUAAGGCCCACGCCAUACACUCCUCACCCCCCAUCCACCAUGCUCAGCUGGGCUGGGGGCCAGAACUGGUUCAGCUGCUCGACUGGAGAUGGAGGUGCCCAGCACUGCCUGCUCAGCGGCUGGAGCGAUGAGGAGGGUAAACAUAGCACGGUGUGUCUCGCUGAGGUCAGUGUAAGGGUUAAUCGCUGUACAGUUAGAUUGUCAGAAAGGGUUAAUCACAUUACUGUACAAUUAGUUUAUUGGUAGUGUAAGGGUUAAUUACUGUACAGUUUAUUGGACAGUGUAAGGGUUGAUCCCUCUAGAUUAUGUGACCCCUCGUUCUGGACUUCUCCAACAUCGGGAACAAUCUUCCUGCAUCUAGCCUGUCCAAUCCCUUUAGGAUCUUAUACGUUUCAAUCAGAUCCCCCUCAAUCCCAGAGGGAUGGGAACCAGUGCAGAGAGACAGAGGGGUGUAAAGUGAGCGUAGAAGCAAAAAGUACAAAGGAGAAAAGUAAAAGUGGCAGGAUGACAAAUCCAGGGCAAGCAUUAAAAAGGGCUAAGAGAGUUGUAAAAGAGCGCCUGAAGGCUUUAUGUGUCAAUGCAAGGAGCAUUCGUAAUAAGGUGGAUGAAUUGAAAGUGCAGAUUGUUAUUAAUGAUUAUGAUAUAGUUGGGAUCACAGAGACAUGGCUCCAGGGUGACCAGGGAUGGGAGCUCAACGUUCAGGGAUAUUCAAUAUUCAGGAGGGAUAGACAUGAAGGAAGGGGAGGUGGGGUGGCGUUGCUGGUUAAAGAAGAGAUUAACGCAAUAGAAAGGAAGGACAUAAACCGGGAAGAUGUGGAAUCGAUAUGGGUAGAGCUGAGGGGCAGAAGACGCUGGUGGGAGUUGUGUACAGGCCACCUAACAGUAGUAGUGAGGUCGGAGAUGGUAUUAAACAGGAAAUUAGAAAUGUGUGCAAUAAAGGAACAGCAGUUAUAAUGGGUGACUUCAAUCUACAUGUAGACUGGGUGAACCAAAUUGGUAAAGGUGCUGAGGAAGAGGAUUUCUUGGAAUGUAUGCGGGAUGGUUUUUUGAACCAACAUGUCGAGGAACCAACUAGAGAGCAGGCUAUUCUGGACUGGGUUUUGAGCAAUGAGGAAGAGUUAAUUAGCGAUCUUGUUGUGAGAGGCCCCUUGGGUAAGAGUGACCAUAAUAUGGUGGAAUUCUUCAUUAAUAUGGAGAGUGACAUAGUUAAUUCAGAAACAAAGGUUCUGAACUUAAAGAGGGGUAACUUUGAAGGUAUGAGACGUGAAUUAGCUAAGAUAGACUGGCAAAUGACACUUAAAGGAUUGACGGUGGAUAUGCAAUUGCAAGCAUUUAUAGGUUGCAUGGAUGAACUACAACAAUUGUUCAUCCCAGUUUGGCAAAAGAAUAAAUCAAGGAAGGUAGUGCACCCGUGGCUGACAAGUGAUUCUGCACCUAUUUUCUAUGUUUCUAUUACUGUGCAGUGUAAGGGUUAAUCACUGUCACUAUACAGUCAGUUCAUUGGGCACUAUAAGGGUCAAUUGAGCAGUUGGACAGUGUGUGGGUUAAUUACUGUACGGUCUCUAUCUGGCAGUGUGAGGGUUAAUUACUGUUUGGUUUAUUGGGCAGUGUGGGGGGUGAGUCACUGUACAGUCCAUCUGGCAGUGUGAGGAUUACUGUACAGUUUAUUGAGCAGUGUGAGGGUUAAUUGCAGUACGGUUUAUUGUGCAGUGUAAGGGUUAAUCACUGUCACUGUACAGUCAGUUCAUUGGGCACUAUAAGGGUCAAUUACUGUACGGUUUAUUGGUCAGUGUGAGGGUGAGUCACUGUACGGUUUCUAUCUGGCAGAGUGAGAGUUACUCACACAGAAUGGCUAUUUGUUCAGUUGUGUGGGCAGUGUAGGGUUGAAUUCCCACAGGCAGUGAACCAGCACCACCACGCUCUUUGAAGCUCCACAUUAAAGCAGCUGUUUUGCAACGCAGGGCCCUGGUUCACCCACUCCUGAAGGGUGGGUGGGGGGGGGGCGCGGCCUUUGUCCUGCUGAGAGUUAAAAUCCGAAGUUGGAGCCUCUCACUCCUCGGUCCAGUUCCAGUGAGUGGUGGGCGCAGAGGACAUCACGGUGCACAGAACUGGAGUGGGAACAGACUCCCCCAUCCCGAUCUCCCAGUGAGCAGGGAGCCUCACAAGUGGUUCAAGCAGUGGGCCUUCCCUCUGUGUGUGAGGAGACAUGAACAAUCUCCACCCUUAACCCUUGAGCUCCAUCCCAAGGGUGAAUCCCGACAUAGCGUCUGCCACCAUUGCCUCGGAGCCCCAGAGACUCCAGUUUGAUCCUAACCCCCGCUACGGUGUGUGUGUGGUUUGCGUGUGUGUGUGUGUGUGUGUGUGUGUGUGUGUGUGUGUGUGUGUGCACGUGUGUGUGUGGUUUGUGUGUGCGCGUGUGUGGUUUGUGUGUGGUUUGUGUGUGCGCGUGUGUGUGUGUGUGUGUGUGUGUGUGUGGUUUGUGUGUGUGUGUGUGUGUGUGUGUGUGUGUGGUUUGUGUGUGUGUGUGUGUGGGUGUGUGUGUGUGUGUGGUUUGUGUGUGUGUGUGUGUGUGUGUGUGGUUUGUGUGUGUGUGUGUGUGUGUGUGUGUGUGUGUGUGUGGUUUGUGUGUGUGUGUGUGUGUGUGUGUGUGUGUGUGUGUGUGUGUGGUGUGUGUGUGUGUUUGUGUGUGUGUGUGUGUGUGUGUGUGUGUGUGUGUGUGGUUUGUGUGUGUGUGGGUGUGUGUGUGCGCGCACGUGUGUGUGUGCGUGUGUGGUUUGUGUGUGCGUGUGUGUGGUUUGUGUGUGUGCGUGUGUGUGUGUGUGGUUUGUGCGUUCUCUCUGUGACCCCCGCAUGUGCCCUUUUCUUCCCUCAUCCCAACAACGUGCAGGGUGGGGAGUGUUGGGUUAAUUGUCCCCCUAGGUGUAAGUGGGAGGUAGAAUCCGAGGGGAACUUAACAGGGAUGCAGGGAGACUGGUUACAGAGAAAUCAGUGUUGAAUCUGAUUGAUAAGGGCCAGCACAGACUCAAUGGGCCAAAUGUCCUCCUUUUAUGGUGUAAGAGCCAAAUUAAAUGAAGCAUGAAAUCCCUCAAUCCACCACCGUUUACUGUAUAAUCACCAAUUAUGGUGAUUUUUCUCUAUUUUCUGAGUGAACAUUUUUUGACAUUUUUCAUUUGUGUCUUCACCCCACCCCACCCACCUCUUUUCCCCACCCUGCAGUCUGUCGUCAGUAUACUGGUCACCCUGCACGCUGGUUAAGGCUCAAGCCUGCAGCUCUCCAACACUGACCUAUUCUAGCUGUGUGGUUUAAACCUGGAGGGAGAACUUGGUGGGGGAAGGAGAGGGGCGAAGGAGGAGUCGGAGGGGAAGUGAGAGGGAGAGUUUGGGAGAGGAUGGGGGGCAGGGUGAGAAUGUGGCAGGAGGGAAAUCGAUGAGCAGAGGAGCAGAAUGCAGCAAGGGGCUUGGCCGCUGUCCCCAGCCAAUAGACCAUGAACAACGCACACAAGGUGCUGGAGGAGCUCGGCAGGUACCUGCUGCCUGACCUGCUGAGUUCCUCCAGCAAUUUGUGUGUUGCUCUGGAUUUCCAGCAUCUGCAGAACCUCUAGUGUACUUUCAGACUAUGGGCAGGAGGGGAGAUGACGAGCACUCACUAUCACACCCUGUCCAAGUGAAUCUCCCAUCUUCUGAUACAGAUCCCUCUGCACAUUCCCAAUCAGACUUUCCCCUGGCCCUUACUGUCCACAUUUUCAAAAUAAGGCUGAUUCCGUUGAGUGGAGCAGUGGCCAUCGCCCUGGGUCAAGGGGAACGUCUAAGCCCCAUAUUCCAAAUUUCCGAGCUCUGUUUGAAUGGAGGUCUGAGCGUCUCCACCGGACCACGACACGCCAUUGACACUCGACUCCAGAUAAGGCGUGAUAUUGGGGUUCCAAGCAGCUCACAGUUAUUGAUCAAACCCCCUCGCUGGAAGUGGGCAUGGACUCUGAUUGGCUGUGUCCAGCCUCCCCGCUCACGGUAUUGGAUGUUCCACAUGUCCACGCACUUUCCUGCUGCCCGUGGGAAUGCCACCAUUAUCCUCAUUGCAUCAUUCUUGACAUUUAAAUCAUUGGAUAAUAAAUAAUUCGUCAUUGAAUGAUUCUCGACAUUUAUUUCCUCCAAGGUUUUUCUAACUAAUAGCACUACAGAAAAUUCAUAGUGACAUAGAAUGUGGAACAGGUCCAGCAGCCUAACUGUUUCAUGCAAGAUGCCUCAUCCAAGCCAGUCCCAGUAGGCCCUUCCCCUCCUUCCCUAUCCAUGUACCUGUCCAAAUAUCUUUUAAAUAUUGUCCACCAUGACUUCUGGCAUGUACUGACCACACUCUCUGUGAAGUCUUUAAAUCCUUCCCUUCUCUUUAAACCUCUGUAACCUCUAAUUCUUGAUCCCCAUAACCCAUGGGAAAAGGAUGGUGACCAUCUGUCUGUGCUAUCCAUAACCUUAUUCUGUAAAGUCAACCCUCGGCCUCCUGCACUCCAGGGAAAACGGUCCCAGCCUAUUCAGUCUCCCCUUAUAAGCCUUCUAGUCCUGGUGACAUCUUCAAGAAACUCUUCUGCACCCUCCCUACCUUAAUCAAUUCCUUCCUGUGCACACAGUACUCCGGAUUCGAUUCUGAGUCACUCCUCAUGGAGUUAUACAGCAGGGGAACAGGCCCUCUGGCCCAACUGGUCCCUGCUGAUGAAAAUGCCUAUCUAGGCCAGUCCCAGUUGCACAAUGCCCCACUCAACCAUUCCAAUCCAUGUACCUGUCCAAGCGUCUUUUAAACAUUGUUAACCUCAACCACGUCCUCUGGCUGGUUGAUCCAUUCACUGGGUGAAAAAGUUGCUCCUCAGUAUCUCUCCCCUCACACAUUAAACUAGUGCCCUCUAGUUCUUCAUUCCCCAACCUUGGUGAUCCUGUCUAUACCCCUCAUUGCUUUGUACAUCUCUGUAAGAUGGCAGGGUAGAGAUACAUCUCUACCAAAGGAGAUGCAAGGUGUUCCUUCCCUCCGCUGGCCUGUAGGUCACCCUUGGGGAAAGUGUAGCACCUGCUUAACCCUCCCCCAUGGAUCAGGGUCACGUGAAGCCAUGGGAGCAGGUGGUGGAUGGUCGUACGAGCAGCCGGUACAAAUCACAAGUCCUGGUUGUGUGACCACUGACACCAGGCAGACAAUCCCUGAAGAGUAUUGAUAAUGGCUGGGGUCACCUGUCUUGUAAAGUCACUGCCCAGAAGAAGGCAAUGGCAAACCACUUCUGUAGAAAAAUUUGCCAGCCACAGUCAUGGUUAUGGAAAGAUCAUUAUGAUUGGACACAGAUUCAUAAACUCAUCCACAGAUCAUUGGACACUAAGACAUGCUCACACAACCUGCCAUACACAAUGCUUUGCACUUUAAUGCAUGCAUCCACACUCUCUCUGUCACACACACACACACACAGGCAAAGACCCAGACACACAGACUGUGCCCCAGUGAGUGGGGAGAGCGUCAAUCAUCACCUGCUGAUCCAGACACUGAACAGUCAGACCACAGAGAGUUGAAAAGUUACUGUACAAACAGGCAGGAUUGCUUUUCUCUGAUUCUAUCUGAUGGGGCGGGUGGGGGGGGGGCUACACCUCAAGGAAGGAGAGGGUACUCACCAGUUGCUGGGACCUAAAGGGUUAAACUGCAGACCCAAGCUGGGUUGAUGUCUCACGUGAACAGAUUCCCCUCAAUGUUGUACUGAAGACACACGCCAUCGUCUUCGGCGGUUGGGGAAAUAAUGGUGGCCUUGCUGGUGAAGUCCACGUCAAGGAAUCCAGCCAAGUGAUGGAAAGGGUUUCUUCUCCUAAAACCUCCUUAGAACAACAUCACCCUUUGAGCUGUCUGUCCACGCCUUCAGCACCUUCCUUUCUCGUUGGUCAGUUCCAGAUCAGAGGGGACAGAUUUAAAAGGGACAUCAGGAGCAGCUUCGGCACACAAAGGGUGGUGUGUGUGGAUUGAUCUACCAGAGGUGGCAGUUGAGGCGAGAACAUUAGCAACUUUAAAAAAAACUAGAUAGGUACAUGGAUAGGAGAGAUCAAGAGGUCCAUGGGUCAAAUGCACACAGGUGGGAGCAGUUCACUGGGAAGGAGAGUCAAUAUGGAUAGGAGAUAUCUCGAGGUCCAUGGACUGGUGGGGCCAGUUCACUGGCAACAGAGUCAGCCUUGACCAGUACAUGGAUAGAUCUAGAGCAUUGGUCCCCAACCACCGGGCCGCGAGGAAACGAUAUGAUUUGGCGAUAUGAAAUGAUGAGUCAGCUGCACCUUUCCUCAUUCCCUGUCAUGCCCACUGUUGGAACUUGAACGCACGUGAGGUCAUUACAUAAGGAACCCCCUUCGAGUACCGCUGUCUCCCAUCACCCCUCGAUGGGACCAUCUUAUUGCAGGGAAACAAGCCCAGGGCUCCCACUGAUUCAGCGAUAUUGGUGUGUUGCAAUGAUUUUAUAUGUUCAUAUGAGGAAAAUAUGUGCUGUGUGUUUAAUAGUCAAAUGUUACUUAAAAUGUUAUGAUGCUAUUGACUUAUACAAAUGAUUUAUAAUUGAAUUAUCACUAUUCAUGCGAGGAAAAUAUGUGCUGUUUAAUAUUAAAUUCAUUAGAUAAACCCUUUUAGAAAUGAAAUUGAGUGUAUUAGCCACUUAUAAGUGAUUUAUACUUGACUUAUCACCUAUAUUCUGGUCGGGAUUAACACCCCACCCCCACCCCCGGUCGGCCAGUCCACAAGAAUAUUGUCAAUAUUAAACCGGUCCGUGGUGUAAAAAAGGUUGGGGACCCCUUAUCUAGAGGGACAUAGGCCAAGCAUGGGCAGGUGGGGUUAGUUCACUGGGCAACAGAGUCAGCCUUGACCAGUACAUGGAUAGGAGAGAUCUAGAAGUCCAUGGGGCAAACAUGGGCAGAUGGGGCCAGUUCACUAGCCACAAGAGUUAGCAUGGACCAGAACAUGGAUAGAAGAGAUCUAUAGAGCUAUGGCCAAAUAGAUCUACAAGACUACGGAAACACCCUCCUUAAAUUUCUACCUAUUUCUCCCUCUCUCCCUUCUUAAAAAUACUCCUUAUAAUCUAACACUGUCCUGAUGAAGGGUCUCAGCUGGAAAUAACGACUGUUAAUCUCUCUCCAUAGAUGCUGUCUGACCUGCUGAGAUCCUCCAGCAUUUUGUGUGUUGUUCUGGAUAUCCAGCAACUGCAUUUCUCUUGUCUUUUUGUAGUGUCCAGGACUGCUUGGUACUGUCUAUUCCAGCGACGACAUAAGUUCAGGAUUUGGUGAUGUGAGGGAAAGGCUGUAGGUAGAUUUACUUUGUUUAGUUUUUCUUUCUGUCAUUCUAAUUUCACAUUUAGAGCAAUGGGGAUGCCAGGCAAGGUACUGGAGGGAGGAGAAGAUGGUAGCGCGACGCAGUGCGCGCGGCCAUUCCGAAUGAUAUCGUAUGUGUUAACUGGGGGCCGUCCACAAUCCUGAUUUGAGGGAAACAACCGUGAGAAGCACGGAGGAACAUCUGGAGAAACUUCCGAAAUGCCUGCUUCGCUGUCGCUGCAACUGUGCGAUCAAGGAUCUCCGGAGAGAAGGCUCCAAAUCCUUGGCUUUGCCUAUUGCCUGUUGCUGGGGCCGGGGUCGAGGCGCUCGGCAGAGAUGGUGCUCGGUGCUCGGUGUCGGAGAGCUGGUCGGAGGCUCAGAGUUUUCAGACUGACUUGGAGUCGGACUGUGGUCGGAUGCUUCCAGGAUGCUGCAUCGGUAAGUUGGCGGCGCUGGAGGUUCACCGUCUGCGUGAGAUGAUGGGACUUUCGAGAGACUUUGAGACUUUUACCGUGUCAUGGACUGUUCUUUAUCAAAUUACGGUAUUGCUUUGCACUGUUGUAACUAUAUGUUAUAAUUAUGUGGUUUUUGUCAGUUUUUCAGUCUGUUUGUCAUGUGUUUCUGUGAUAUCAUUCUGGAAGAACAUUGUAUCAUUUCUUAAUGCAUGCAUUAUUAAAUGACAAUAAAAGAGGACUGCAUGUCCUCAUAA